UGCCCGCACGUCACCAUGCUCCUGGUCGUGUUCCUCGUCAGCGUGCUGAGCGUGCUGGGGCCGGAGGGUCAGAGCCCGAGCUCCACGCUGCGGCCGCUGGUGACGGAGGAGAGCGGACAGUGCUCGGCCGCCUGCGAGUCCCGACAGCAGAGUAAACUCCUCCGCCUGCACUCCAUCCGCUCGCAGAUCCUGAGCGCGCUGCGCCUCGAGCGCGCGCCCAACCUCACGCGGGACGCGGCGCGGCAGCUCGUGCCCAAGGCGCCGCCGCUGCUCGAGCUGCUCAGCCGGUACGAGAGGCAGAACGGGAGCACGAGCGAGGAGUACGAGGACGGGGAGGAGCGCGAGGAGGCGAGCACGGAGACCAUCAUCACCAUGGCGACGGAACCCCAGAGCGUCUCUCAGGCUAACCCCGUGCCUCGGUGCUGUUUAUUCUCGCUCAGCCCGAAGAUUCUGCCAGACAACAUCGUGAAGGCGCACCUGUGGAUCCACCUGCGUCUGAGCAAAGAGGCCACGACCAUCUUCAUGCAAAUCUCGCGUCUGCAGCCGCCGUUCUACAGCAACCCUCGGCCCAAAAUCCUCUCUCUGAAGAUCGACGCCGACGCCCAGACCAACCCGUGGCAGAGCGUCGACAUGAAGCAGCUGCUGCAGUCGUGGCUCAAGCAGCCCGAGAGCAACUUCGGCAUCGAGAUCAAGGCCUUCGACAGCCAGGGCAAAGACUUGGCGGUGACCUCUGCCGAGUCGGGGGAGGAGGGGCUCCAACCGUUUCUCGAGAUCAAAAUCACAGAGACGCCGAAGCGUUCCCGGCGAGAAUCCGGCCUCGACUGCAACGAGCGCUCUUCAGAGUCCCGCUGCUGCCGUUACCCGCUCACCGUAGACUUCGAGGACUUCGGCUGGGACUGGAUCAUUGCGCCGAAGCGCUACAAGGCCAACUACUGCUCCGGGGAGUGUGAGCAGGUACAUCUGCAGAAGUUCCCUCACACGCACCUGGUAAACAAGGCGAAUCCGCGCGGCACAGCUGGGCCCUGCUGCACCCCCACCAAGAUGUCCCCAAUCAACAUGCUCUACUUCAACCACCGCGAGCAGAUCAUCUAUGGCAAGAUCCCGUCUAUGGUCGUGGAUCUCUGCGGCUGCUCCUGAAAACUCGCCUUAUCAUAGAAAAAAAACGCUGAUCGUAGAAAAGUUCGGCUCCAUUGGGAACAUAGAGGAAAUCUGCCUUAUCUCUGUCACAGUAUCAUUCACCACUUUUAUCUGUUUAUAGUAACACGUUCUGGAAUAUCAGCAACACUCCUUCCUUCACCAGCCUGACAUUAAUUACACUACAAAAAAAAACACAGCUUGUCACGUUGGCAUGUGAAAUGUGUGAACUUGGUGGUUAUGAACAUAAAGUGGAACUGGUACAAAGCGCUGACAACUGGAGACUUCUUCCGUACACCGAAAUGCUGAUCAUUAAAUAAAAUAGCACUUCGUAUCAAGAGUUUUAAAAAUCCUUUGAUCUUAAGCGCUUAUUGUAACAGUUCCUUUGAGUGAGCCGUUACUAAAGAAACGAUAAACCCACUUUUAGGACUUUUUCACAACAAUUUUGAAUUGUUUUUUCCGAAUAGGAACUCUGAGUGAGUGAGGCGUUUUUCUUUGGGUUGCGCUGUCUGGAGAGUGAACAGUCCUGCUAGGUGCACGCAUAACAUAAGGUAGCAGCGUUCAGAGAAGAGAAAUAAAACACGCAAAAGCAAUGCUAACAGGACAGAAAAGGGCUACACACCAUGUUCUUGUGUUUUAUACAAGUUUUUGAUUAAUAAUAACUUUAUAAAAAAAAAAUUAAACACGUUGCACCACUCAGAAUCUCAAAACCAGCUGCUUCUGGUCACUGGAUGAUCGCCUGGUGCGUCUCUAUUAUAAAUUUAAUUAAUAAUUGAUUUUGAAGUGAGUGUGGAGAUACAUGAAUCUACAAAAAAACAAAAAAACACGAUUAAUAACUCAAUUGAUUUUUUCCCAAUCUCUAUAAUAUAGAUCAGGGUCUGGGAUUAGCACUCGUGUUUAUGACGAGCGAGAGUGGUUGUGUAAAGCCACCGGCUGCCGAUUGUUGACGUGAAGUGAAUUGUUUUAUAACCUACACGCACUCUGUCCUUCGCUAACCCGGCCUGAACGUCCCCGCUGACCCUGCCUCAGGCAUGUGGAGCCGAUUACGACCCUUUAGAGAAAUAAACAAGCACCGAGCUCGAGCGCAGGGACCCUGCCGGGAUGUUAAAAACAGCAAUUUCGUGCCCUCAGCUUGAGGACAACAAGAGCACAGGCAGAUGGUCAUGUUCUUCGCUUUGUUAAAGGCGUACAACAACUAAAAUGUGCCAUUAGCCAGUAAUACCAGUAUUACUAAUGUAUAACACCAGUAUUGCAAAUCAUAAGAUUUCAAAAACUAGAAGACCAUCAUGAGCAUUCUGUUCUUUAUUAGCAGUGUUAGCAUCUUUAGGGAUAAACUUUAAAAAAGAAAAAGUCGGAAUAACAGUCUGUGUCGGCUGAAAAAACCUGACCUGUCUAGGUGAGAAGAAAAAAGUGAAGCUAGUGUAACAGGUAUAGAAAUUACCCUGUUAUACACUAGCAUAGUCAGGUUAGCACAAUUUCAACUAAAUAAUAACAACCUGUA
This is a messenger RNA of Clarias gariepinus (North African catfish), 2635 nucleotides long. RefSeq names its product myostatin a (gene mstna). The transcript has 3 exons. The coding region runs from base 16 to 1137 and encodes 373 amino acids. Gene Ontology annotation, cellular component: extracellular region. Gene Ontology annotation, molecular function: growth factor activity; cytokine activity. Gene Ontology annotation, biological process: SMAD protein signal transduction. The record is from RefSeq and is a predicted model, not a curated record. Lineage: Eukaryota; Metazoa; Chordata; Actinopteri; Siluriformes; Clariidae.